AUGUCUGCGGAACUCGAAACAAAGGUGAAUUUUUUGGAGCUUGAAAGGAAGAUCAUGGAUUCAAAGAAGAUGCUGAUUUCUAUUUCUUUUUUGCUUCCAGACACUGUCCCAAAAACGAUUGUUUCCGAGUCUAAACCAAGCUCAUUUCCCUCGGCACUGCGCGCAAAGCGAUCGGCGAUUCAGACUUUGACUGCAGCCGAUAAGAGAACAGAAGCCCUGACUGAAAAGGAUUGCCCUCAAUGUGGCAGAAAGGAAAUGUACUAUACGACAGUGCAAUUGCGCAGUGCAGACGAAGGAAGCACGGUUUUCUUCACUUGUGUUUGCGGUUACAAGGAAACCACAAACAAUUAA
Molecule: messenger RNA, 351 nt
Organism: Aspergillus puulaauensis
Lineage: Eukaryota; Fungi; Ascomycota; Eurotiomycetes; Eurotiales; Aspergillaceae
Gene: RPA12
Product: DNA-directed RNA polymerase I core subunit RPA12
Exons: 2
Coding region: 1-351 (116 amino acids)
Biological process (GO): DNA-templated transcription; termination of RNA polymerase I transcription
Cellular component (GO): RNA polymerase I complex
Molecular function (GO): zinc ion binding; DNA-directed RNA polymerase activity; nucleic acid binding
Source: RefSeq, a predicted model, not a curated record